AUGUCUUCUCCUUUUGAAAAUUCUUCUAAUAAAGAUAAAAAUAAAGAUCCAGAAUCAAUUGCAGUGAAUACAUUCAAGUCAUUAGCAAAAAUUCCUUCUUAUUCUUCCGCACAAAUUUUGCCUACUUCAAGCACUUCUUUACUUUUAAUUGAAACUGGACUUAGUCAACGUGACUUUACCCGAAACAUUAAACGAAAAGUUACAAAACAAUUAGUUGUGUCAAUACAAAAGAAGGAUGACGUAGAGAAUAAAGAUGAUAAACCUACUAUCAUUAGUACUUCAUCCUUACCAAUUGAUUUGGGAGAUGUGGUUUUAAAAAAACAUUCUCCCAGUGGAAAAAGAUUAAUAAGUUUACGAGCUGUGUCAGAUAAUAAAAGAUUUAUUUGGGAAAAAGGAAAUUUGGUACAUAUUCUUGAUGUGACUGAUACACAUGGAGAUUUUUAUUCUGAUGUUGGUCAAAAAUUUGAUUAUAAUCCAAGUUGGGGUGAAAGACUUGCAAAUAAAUGUAUUCCCGUAAUUAUUCAUGUUGAAGUUGCGGGUAAAAUUAUUGUUUUACCUGAAUUUGAUAAUAUUGAUCCUGGACAGAUAAUUCUCGGUCCGGAGGAUAAAACAUUAAUUUUCACUGGAUAUAAUAAAGAACCUCGUCAAUUCGGUCUGGCUGCUUGUAUUAAUAGACUUGCAGGAAUAUAUCAGUGUGAUCUUGAUGGAUGUAAUUUAGUCAUACCCAUAGUUCGAUCCCCCUCUGAAUCUUUUAAUCAAAAUUUUCCUGGUUUAUAUAACGACAGAAUUUCUUCAAAUUCAUUUGUUGUCAUUGAUGGAAAUGAAUUUCUUUUAAUGCAUAGUUAUUGGCGCAGUCGAAGAACCAUUUUAGCUCUGAAUUUAACUACAGGUCGUGAUGGUUGUGGUGGUGAUGAGAUAAUUCAAAAUUUAACUUUAACAGGAAGUUGGACUCUUUUGAAUGUUUGGAAAAAUUAUGUUAUUGCUAUUCAAGGAUUUCCUAAUAAAUUUUAUCAAUUGAAUCUUGGUGUCAUAACUGGGCUUAAUAAUGAAAAGGGUCUAAAAAUUAAUUGGACAGUUAUUGAUCAACCGAAUGUAGUAGAAGAUGUAUCAAAUAUUCUCUCCAAAUCUACUUGGUCCAUAAUUCAACCUUUUGAAGAUAAACCAAAUUUGGAAAUCAUUUUACAUCAACCAAAUAAUAUUGGAUUUGGACAAGAUUAUGUUGAAUCAUUAAUUGGAAAAAUUGGUCAUUUAGAGAUAGAGGAGGUUCAGACCACUGUCAAAUAUUUUGUUGAAAAGAAUUAUGCUGAUCCUAAUGCAAUAGCAUUGAUAGGUGGCAGUCAUGGUGGAUUUAUUUCUGGACAUUUGGUUGGAAAAUUUCCUGAUUUUUACAAGGCAUGCAUUUUAAAUAAUCCAGUAUUGAAUAUUGGAGCAAUGUCUUCCGUCACCGAUAUCCCAGAUUGGUGUUUCUCAGAAUUAGGAUUACCUUAUGAUUUAACCAGACCAUCAAUAGUUAAACCAUCAGAUUAUACUAAAAUGUAUGAAAAUUCUCCCAUUGCCAAUAUUGAUAAAGUCAAAACCCCAAUUUUAUUGCAAUUAGGUCAAAAUGAUAAAAGAGUACCUCAUAUUGAUGGAUUACAAUGGUGGUAUUAUCUUAAAGGACAACAACAAUCAAAAGGAAAAGAUGAUCAAUUUGAAAUUCGUUGUAAAAUGUAUUCUGAAACCGGUCAUUCUUUGGAUUCAAUUGAAGCUGAAGUUGGAAUAAAUUCCGAUUGCCUUAAAGAAAUUUUCGCUUACUUGGCAGAAUCGGCAAAACCUGAUAAUAGAAACUCUUCACUCUUGUAUUUUAAUAAAUCCACAAGAAAAAGAAUUGCUGGUCCUGCAUGUAAAAAGACAAAAGAAGAAUGGAAACAAGAAGAAAAUUAG
Messenger RNA from Diversispora eburnea, 1923 nucleotides. NCBI's taxonomy places the organism in Eukaryota, Fungi, Glomeromycota, Glomeromycetes, Diversisporales, Diversisporaceae. The record is from the annotation of a GenBank genome assembly.